Hypomesus transpacificus is the source of this 1305-nucleotide messenger RNA. RefSeq names its product UBA-like domain containing 1b (gene ubald1b). Bases 209 to 655 code for a protein of 148 amino acids. The record is from RefSeq and is a predicted model, not a curated record. Lineage: Eukaryota; Metazoa; Chordata; Actinopteri; Osmeriformes; Osmeridae. The transcript has 3 exons. Gene Ontology annotation, molecular function: protein binding.
CCCCCUCCCAUAAUAUCUUACGUUUACGAUUUGCUAUUGUAAGUUGCCAAUCAAGGAGUGCUAGAACGCUGGAGUUUGCACUGUAUCCAGCGCAGACACCCAAAAAGGUGUGCCUUUUUGUACAUCUGACAAACUAUGUAAUUGUAAAAGAAAAUGAAUAUUUAAAGGACUGAGCCUAGAAAACACUCGCUGUUCGCUGCGGCUGAAAAUGGAGGAUCUAAAGCAUCAAGUUAUGAUAAAUCAAUUUGUCCUGACUGCAGGAUGCGCAGCUGACCAGGCAAAACAACUGUUGCAAGCGGCACAUUGGCAUUUUGAGACUGCACUUAGUGCCUUCUUUCAAGAAACCAAUAUUCCAUAUGGUCACCAUCAGCAAAUGAUGUGCACUCCAGCCAACACACCAUCAACACCCCCAAACUUCCCAGAUGCACUUACAAUGUUCUUUCAUCUGAAGGCUUCAGAAAGCUUCAAUAGCACUAGUCCCCUGGCCUCCAUGGCAACAUCUCCCCCUCCUCAGGUCAACUGGGGUCCGAGUCAACAGGGCAUGUGGACUGCUGCUCAGCUGCCUUCUCAGGUGCCUCCCCCUGGGUGGCCUGUAGCCGUCACUCAACAAGCCACCAGGCAACAGGCCAGUGUUACCAUGGAGGCAGAGAGAUGAGAGUGGGGUCUCAGGUUAACAAGAGACCGAAAAAGGCAGUCUACUUGACAUUGGUAGUAAUGGACUGCUAUGUCAAGCAAACUAUCAAAGUGAACAUGCACUGAAAAGUGCUUUUUGAAUCCACAAGCAACCAAUUUAUUUAAACGUAUCUUUUUCAAAUGUAUUUUUAUUAUAUCAUGAUAGACCUGUAUUUAGAAUUCCUCUUCAACAAACCGGUUUACGUAUGUCAUCAAUAUUACCAUACCUUUGUCUUUUUAUAUGUGUCUCAAAUCUGUCAACGGACUGGAUGCCUUUGCUUCUAAGGUUGCACUGCAUGAAUGACAUGGUUUAACCAAAUUAUGAAACCAAGAAUGAAUCUGUUAUUUCAUAUUUUAAGCUGUACUAUUGUGGUAUCAUUCUAAUUAAUACAGAAAAAUAUGUUUUACUAAAUCAUGAUUAAUAACCAUUAAUUCUUUUAUACAGCAGCUUCAGGUUUUUAGAAAUUUGUUUCACUUUGGUAGAAUGAACAGCAAUAUGUGUUUGAAUAUACAAACAGUACAAAGUGAGCAUCUGUUUACUCAUUCUUUCCUUUUCCUUCUAUUGGCAAGGAUUGCCCAAAAAGGCUUUAAUUCAUUGUAUUUUCUCAAUUUAAAUAAAUAUUCUACAUCUUA